Notolabrus celidotus (New Zealand spotty) is the source of this 3317-nucleotide messenger RNA. RefSeq names its product elongation factor 2. NCBI's taxonomy places the organism in Eukaryota, Metazoa, Chordata, Actinopteri, Labriformes, Labridae. The record is from RefSeq and is a predicted model, not a curated record. Gene Ontology annotation, molecular function: translation elongation factor activity; ribosome binding; GTPase activity. Gene Ontology annotation, biological process: translational elongation. Gene Ontology annotation, cellular component: ribonucleoprotein complex; cytosol. The transcript has 14 exons. Bases 265 to 2838 code for a protein of 857 amino acids.
GACUUUGUUGUUUUCGGUGUGCUGCAGCAUAGGUGUGUUUUACAGAGUUGGCUCCACAGACUUUGGCUCGCAUCCACAAGAAUGUGGUGUGACCCGUCUGGGCAGCGCCCUCUGCUGCACAUCCCCUGAACCACUCCGCUAUCCGACAGCCGCAGCAGCAGCAGCAGCAGCGUCUCCCCUGUCACCACCGAGGCUGCCUGGUCUCAGAGGCAGUGUGAACAGCAAUAAACCGUCUGACGCGUAAAGCGACGACCUGCUGACAAAAUGGUGAACUUCACUGUGGAUCAGAUCCGUGCCAUCAUGGACAAGAAGUCCAACAUCAGGAACAUGUCCGUGAUUGCCCACGUGGAUCAUGGGAAAUCCACUCUGACGGACUCACUGGUGUCCAAGGCGGGUAUCAUUGCUUCAUCUAGGGCUGGAGAGACCCGCUUCACAGACACUCGCAAAGACGAGCAGGAGCGCUGCAUCACCAUCAAAUCAACAGCCAUCUCCAUGUACUACGAGCUCGGAGACAACGACCUGGCGUUUAUCAAGCAGUGUAAAGACGGAAACGGCUUCCUCAUCAAUCUCAUUGACUCUCCAGGUCACGUUGACUUCUCUUCUGAAGUCACUGCUGCCCUCCGAGUCACUGAUGGAGCCCUGGUGGUGGUGGACUGUGUCUCAGGUGUAUGUGUGCAGACUGAGACGGUACUGCGGCAGGCCAUUGCUGAACGCAUCAAGCCAGUUCUGAUGAUGAAUAAGAUGGACCGGGCUCUCCUGGAGCUGCAACUGAAGGAAGAUGCUCUCUAUCAGACCUUUCAGCGUAUCGUGGAGAACGUCAACGUAAUUAUCUCCACCUACGGAGAGGAUGAGGGGGGACCCAUGGGGAACAUCAUGAUUGACCCUGUUAUAGGUACAGUCGGGUUCGGCUCUGGCCUCCAUGGCUGGGCAUUCACCUUAAAGCAGUUUGCUGAGAUGUAUGUGGCAAAGUUCACAAAAGGAGAAUCUAAGCUGGAGCCGGCAGAGAGGUGUAAAAAGGUGGAGGACAUGAUGAAGAAACUUUGGGGAGACAGAUAUUUUGACCCAAGUGCUGGCAAGUUCAGUAAGUCUGCCACCAGUCCUGAUGGCACGAAGCUUCCUCGCACGUUCUGCCAGCUUGUUUUGGACCCCAUCUUUAAGGUGUUUGAUGCCAUCAUGAAUUUUAAGAAGGAGGAGACAGCCAAACUCAUUGAAAAGCUGGAUGUCAAAUUAGACACAGAGGACAAGGAGAAAGAGGGGAAGCCCCUGCUGAAGGCCGUAAUGCGUCGCUGGCUGCCUGCCGGAGAGGCUCUGCUCCAGAUGAUCACCAUCCACCUGCCGUCCCCAGUCACUGCACAGAAGUACCGCUGUGAGCUGCUGUAUGAAGGGCCAGGAGACGACGAGGCUGCCAUGGGUAUUAAGAACUGUGAUCCUAAGGCUCCUCUGAUAAUGUACAUUUCUAAGAUGGUCCCCACCAGUGACAAGGGUCGUUUCUACGCCUUUGGUCGAGUCUUCUCUGGCUGUGUGUCCACCGGCCUGAAGGUGCGCAUCAUGGGGCCAAACUUCACCCCUGGCAAGAAGGAAGAUCUUUACAUCAAACCCAUCCAGAGGACUAUUCUUAUGAUGGGCCGGUAUACGGAGCCUAUUGAAGAUGUCCCAUGUGGCAACAUUGUGGGUCUUGUUGGAGUAGACCAGUACCUGGUUAAGACAGGAACCAUCACCACCUACGAACAUGCCCACAACAUGAGGGUGAUGAAGUUCAGUGUAAGCCCUGUGGUUCGAGUUGCUGUGGAGGCCAAGAACCCUGCCGACCUGCCCAAGCUGGUGGAGGGUCUGAAGCGUCUGGCCAAGUCUGACCCCAUGGUGCAGUGCAUAAUUGAGGAGUCUGGGGAGCAUAUCAUCGCAGGAGCAGGAGAGCUCCACCUAGAGAUCUGCCUUAAGGACCUGGAGGAGGACCACGCCUGCAUUCCAUUAAAGAAAUCAGACCCAGUUGUGUCUUACAGAGAGACAGUGAUGGAGGAAUCAGACCAGAUGUGUCUGUCCAAGUCCCCAAACAAACAUAAUCGUCUCUUCAUGAAGGCCCGUCCGUUCCCUGAUGGCCUGGCUGAAGACAUAGAGAAGGGGGACGUCACUGCCCGGCAGGAGCUCAAGGCUCGCGCUCGUUACCUCGCUGAAAAAUAUGAGUGGGAAGUGACAGAAGCCAGGAAGAUCUGGUGCUUCGGUCCAGACGGCACAGGGGCGAAUCUGCUGAUUGACGUAACAAAAGGAGUUCAGUACCUCAACGAGAUCAAGGACAGCGUGGUGGCUGGUUUCCAGUGGGCGACCAAAGAGGGGGCUCUAUGCGAGGAGAAUAUGCGCGCUAUUCGCUAUGAUAUUCAUGACGUAACACUCCAUGCAGAUGCCAUCCACCGUGGUGGGGGACAGAUUAUCCCCACAGCCCGCAGGGUCCUGUAUGCCUGCCAGCUCACUGCUCAGCCACGACUCAUGGAGCCUGUUUACCUGGUGGAGAUACAGUGCCCAGAGCAGGUGGUCGGUGGGAUUUAUGGUGUGCUGAACAGGAAACGUGGUCACGUGUCUGAGGAGUCCCAAGUGAUUGGCACUCCAAUGUUUGUGGUGAAAGCCUACCUCCCUGUCAACGAGUCCUUUGGGUUCACAGCUGACCUGCGCAGCAACACCGGAGGCCAGGCCUUCCCUCAGUGUGUAUUUGAUCACUGGCAGAUCCUCCCAGGAGACCCCAGCGACCCCACCACCAGACCCUCUCAGGUCGUUGCUGAAAUUAGGAAACGUAAAGGUCUGAAAGAGGGCAUUCCAGCCCUUGACAACUACUUGGACAAACUUUAAACACUGACCCUUGGAUUAUAAAAUACCAAAUCAAUCUCCAAACCCUACCCCGUGGGCACUUUAAUAUCUUUGCACAGGCUUAAAGAUACAUUGCACAAUUUGUUUUGACUUUGAGUCCGGAGCAGAAACAAAGCUGAAGCCUUGUUGUUAGCUAGUGGAAACAACAAUGCUUUUUCAUUUCACAGCUACAGUACACCAAGUGCCUAGGGUGAGGGUUUUGGGGAGCAAUUAGAUCAAAGUUUUCCUUGUUUCUUCUAUUCCUCCACAUCUUCUAUUCCUCCACCUCAUCCCCCUCUCCUCCCCUAUAUCUGUCAGGAUGGGCCUGUACAGCACUGUGAUACUGCUGCUGCAAUAAUGCAUAUUUAAAGGGAUCAUGGUCAGAUUAAAACAUGGAAACAAAGUGUUACAGAAGUCAAACCCUGGAUUGGACCUUUGUUCAGUGGAUGUUAUUAAUAAAAACAUUCAACUCAUGAUGAAAA